GAGCAAUGGCUGCGCUACGGUGUUGAAUGGUGUUUCUUCUUAAACUGUGCGCUGGUUGGCUUUUCCAUGGAGAGACGGCGUCCCAGCCGGUCUACAAAUAAAGAGGACGUAGUGUGAAAAAAAGAAGUCUGAUUUUUGUCCAAAGCGACCUGGCUGUCGCCCCGCUUCAGGCAGCUCAUGGCUCCAGUUCAGAUGGGUUCGGACGGCCAGCUCGUCCCGCUCGGCGGCCCCUCGGCGCCUCAGCCUCCUCCUCCGGGCGCUCCGGCCGCACACGGGGUCCGGUUGAGUCUGCUGAUCGAAUUCCUCCUGCAGAGGACCUACCAUGAGAUCACCCUGCUGGCAGAGCUACUCCCCAGAAAGACAGACAUGGAACGGAAAAUAGAGAUAGUCCAGUUUGCCAGCCGGACUCGGCAGCUGUUUGUGCGGCUGCUGGCGCUGGUGAAGUGGGCCAGCAACGCUGGGAAGGUGGAGAAGUGUGCGAUGAUCUCCAGCUUCCUGGACCAGCAGGCCUUCUUAUUUGUGGACACGGCAGACCGGCUAGCAUCGCUGGCCCGCGAUGCUCUGGUGCAUGCCCGCCUGCCCAGCUUCGCCAUCCCAUUUGCCAUCGAUGUGCUGACCACAGGCUCCUACCCCCGCCUCCCCACCUGCAUUAGGGACAAGAUUAUCCCACCUGAUCCCAUUAUGAAGCAGGAGAAGCAGACCACCCUGAACCAGCUCAACCAAAUCCUGCGUCACCGUUUGGUCACGACGGACUUGCCCCCUCAGCUGGCCAACCUCACUGUGGCCAACGGCAGAGUGAAAUUCCGCGUGGAGGGUGAAUUUGAGGCCACUUUGACCGUAAUGGGGGAUGACCCUGACAUCCCAUGGAGGCUGCUGAAGCUGGAGAUUUUGGUAGAGGACAAGGAGACGGGAGAUGGCCGGGCCCUGGUGCACACCCUGCAGGUGAAUUUCAUCCACGAGCUGGUUCAGUCACGCCUCUUUGCUGACGAGAAGCCUCUGCAGGACAUGUACAGCUGCCUUCACUCAUUCUGCCUGUCACUGCAGCUGGAGGUGUUGCACUCGCAGGCCCUGAUGCUCAUCAGGGAGCGCUGGGGGGAUCUGGUCCAAGUGGAACGCUACAUCCCCGCCAAGUGCCUGACCCUUUCCGUCUGGAAUCAACAGGUCUUAGGUCGUAAGACUGGCACAGCGUCUGUUCACAAGGUCACCAUCAAGAUCGAUGAGGCUGAUGGGUCCAAGCCUCUGCAGAUAAGCCAUGAGCCUCCUCUACCAGCUUGUGAAUCUAAGCUGAUGGAGAGAGCCAUGAAGAUCAGUCACUUGUCCGUGGAGAAGCUGUUGAUCGAUAGCGUACAUGCACGGUCUCAUCAGAAGCUGCUGGAGCUGAAAGCCAUACUGAAGGCCCACAAUGUCAACGACAGCUCUUUCAUAGAAUCUGCUCUUCCAACUCUGGUCAUUCCCAUUCUGGAACCUUGUGGACGCUCCGAGUGUCUUCAUAUAUUUGUGGACUUGCAUUCCGGAAUGUUCCAGCCUAUGCUCUAUGCACUUGAUCAGUCCAUGCUGGAUGACAUUGAGAAGUCAAUCAAUGAUGACAUGAAGCGCAUCAUUUCCUGGCUGCAGCAGUUGAAGUUCUGGCUGGGGAAGCAACGUUGCCGACAGUCAGUGAAGCACCUCCCCACGGUGUGCAGUGACACACUGAACCUUGCCAAUGCCUCGUCACACCCAGCUGGCAGUCUUUCUAAGCACCAUCUCUUCAUCAAGCUUACUCGCCUCCCGCAGUACUACAUAGUGGUGGAGAUGUUUGAUGUGCCCGGAUGCCCCACUAAGUUGGAGUACAGGUAUCACUUCCUCUCCGUGGCACAGCUGGAGGGUGACGAUGGACCUCCUAGUGCACAGCUGCUGCAGCAGUUCAAACCCAAUGUGGACGAGCUGGUGCUGGAUGCCAUACCUAGCAAGGGCGUCCGACCAGGGACCAAGCGGAAGUUGUCUGGGGAGCAGGCUGCUGCUAUCGAACCUAAGAAACCCAAGCGGUCUGGGGAGAUGUGCGCCUUCAACAAAGUGCUGGCCCACCUGGUGGCGAUGUGUGACACCAACAUGCCCCUCAUCGGCCUGCGCUGUGAGCUGUCCAACAUGGGAAUCCCACACCAGGGUGUUCAGGUAGAAGGGGACUGCUGCAGCCAUGCCAUUCGUAUCCUCAAAAUCCCCCGCUGCAAAGGCGUCAGCGAGGAGACCCAGAGGGCACUGGAGUGCUCCCUGUUGGACUGCACCUUUCGGCUGCAGGGCCGCAACAACCGCACAUGGGUGGCAGAGCUGGUUUUCUGCAACUGCCCCCUUGGCAGCACCUCCAGCAAGGACCAAGCCUCCACACGGCACGUGUACUUGACCUAUGAGAACCCUCUGUCGGAACCCGUGGGAGGACGCAAGGUGGUGGAGAUGUUCCUCAGCGACUGGAACAGCAUCAGCCAGCUGUAUGAGUGUGUGCUGGAAUACACCCGUUGUCUGCCAGAUGUGCCGUCAUACAUGAGCAUCUUCUCAGAGGUGCGGCUCUAUAACUACCGUAAGCUGGUCCUCUGCUACGGCAGCACCAAAUGCAGCUCGGUGACCAUCCAGUGGAACUCUGCAAACCAACGCUUCCACCUCUCCCUCGGCACGGUGGGGCCCAACUCAGGAUGCAGCAACUGCCACAACAUCAUUCUCCACCAGCUGCAGGAGAUGUUCAACAAGAUGCCCACAGUGGUGCAGCUGCUCCAGAUUUUGGCUGACACCCAGGCACCCCUCAAUGCUAUCAACAAGCUGCCCACAGUACCCAUGCUGGGUCUGACCCAGAGGACCAACACGGCCUACCAGUGUUUCUCGAUCCUGCCCCAGUCCCCCAUGCAUAUUCGACUGGCCUUCCGCAACAUGUACUGCAUCGACAUCUACUGCCGCAGCCGAGGUGUGGUGGCGAUCCGCGAUGGCGCCUACAGCCUUUUCGACAACACCAAGAUUGUUGAGGGGUUCUACCCAGCGCCAGGGCUCAAGACCUUCCUCAGCAUGUUUAUGGACAGUAGCCAGGACGCCAGGCGGCGCUCCGUGAACGAGGAUGACAACCCGCCAUCACCAGUCGGCAUGGACCUGCUGGACCCCCUCGCCUCCCAAAUACAGCCCCAGCUCCAGUUUCUGAAACAGCAGCCUGGGGCUGGUAUCUACCCAGCACUCACCUCCCCGCCCAGUGCAUACCACCAGAACAUUGCCCCCUCACCCUCCAUGAUGCCCACACCGUCCCCUGGAGCUCUAGAUCCCAGCUCCCCCUACCCCAUGGUGUCUCCUGGUCAGCGGGCGGGUACCUGGCCAGGAUCUCCCCAGGUAUCUGGCCCCUCACCUGGUGCUCGCAUCCCCGGAAUGUCACCGGGUAACCCCUCGCUUCAUUCUCCCAUCCCGGAUGUGUCACAGUCCCCCCGUGCCGGAGCCAUGCCGACCAACAUGCCGCCUCCUCGCAAGUUACCUCAGCGCUCCUGGGCUGCGUCCAUCCCCACCGUGCUCACCCACAGUGCCUUGAACGUGCUCCUACUGCCCUCUCCCACGCCAUGCCUAGUCCCAGGGUUGGCCGGCAGCUACCUCUGUUCCCCGCUGGAGCGCUUCCUGGGCUCUGUCAUCAUGAGGAGACAUCUGCAGCGCAUCAUCCAGCAGGAGGCCAAUCUCAACAUAGUUUCUGCCAACGAGCCCGGCGUCAUCAUGUUCAAGACAGACGUGCUCAAGUGUAGGGUGGCGUUGAACCCCAAGAACUACCAGACACUGCAGCUGAAGGUCACCCCUGAGAAUGCAGGACCCUGGACCCAGGAGGAGCUGCAGUUCCUGGAGACGUUCUUUGAAACCAGGGUUGCCGGACCCCCUUUCAAGUAUAACACACUAAACGCCUUCACCAAGCUGCUGGGGGCCCCCACCCACAUCCUCAGGGACUGUGUGCGCAUUAUGAAGCUGGAGCUGUUUCCAGACCAGGCUGCCCAGCUCAAGUGGAAUGUGCAGUUCUGCCUGACGAUCCCCCCGAGUGCCCCACCCAUUGCCCCUCCUGGGACCAUCGCCGUUGUGCUGAAGUCCAAGAUGCUGUUCUUUCUUCAGCUGACCCAGCGGCUGCCCCCAGCACAGGAGCCGUUGAGCAUCAUUGUGCCCAUCGUGUACGACAUGGCGACGGGGCUGACGCAGCAGGCCGACAUCCCACGCCAGCACAGCUCAUCGGGUGCCGCAGCGCUCAUGGUCAGCAGCAUCCUCAAGCGCUUCAACGACAUGCAUCCGCCACGCCAAGGUGAGUGCACGAUAUUUGCCUCGGUGCACGAACUCAUGGCCAACCUCACACUGCCGCCUGGGGGACGCCCAUAGACCAGAACACACACGAGGCUCUGAGGUCCACUGGGUACUUGGUGCUCCGGCUCCAGUGUGUGUUGAUACAGGACACUUUGGCAGUAAACUGUGUCUGCGCACAGCGCUCAGCUCCUCUGCAGCUCCAGGACAAGUGACACAUGAAUAGCCAUUGAACACUGUUUUUAAAGGAUUGCUUGUGGUCAUGAAUGAAGACACAACUGCAGGAAGCUCCUCUUCAUAAAGCCAGUCAUAAAUUAUUUUACAUUACAAAAAAGGAAUUUAUUUUUUCAGAUGCACUGCUUACAUGAAAUACAGUAUAUGUUUACUAGUACGUUUUAUACUUCCUUCUUUACACAAUUUUGAAAAUAUGGUUGUUUUUAUGAAGAAACUUUACAAACUUUUUUUGUACUGCAGGAUUCCAGUGUUAGAUGUGUUGGAUGUCCUUGGUAAUAUCAGCAAUAUAAGUGUUUUUUCUUUUCUUUGGACUUGAACCUUAUUUUCUGUUCAGCCUGUCACUUUCUGUAUUGCAAAACUGUGAUAAACUUUAUAAAUAUGCUGUAUUUUAUUAUAACGGUUUUUGCAUACAAAAGGGCAUCAGACUUUUUUUCUAAAUAUUUAAUAAAAAAUGUGAACAGAUUGUAACAUUUCUCAUGUCCUGCACACAUUUACAGGAGUUGUAAUCAGCAUAUCUUUGGUUUUGUCUUAGCUAAUGUCUCUUCACAUUAUUGUACACCAGGGCUUUUAGUGGCACUUUUGUCUUUAUGUUAAUGCUUUAUUUGAUGCCAGUUCAAUUAAUAUAAUUUACUUAACUCAUUAAUUGAUGCUUCCCUCCCUUGCCCACCUCCAUAUUUUAGGUUCAGCUCCAAAGGAACUUUUUUAUAUUUUCUUCUUCAGUGUAUUUGAAGUACAUAGCAAAUAUGCAGUGAUAAAAUGUCAUUGUCAUUCAGACAAGACUGAUACCUUAUGGAGUGUAAAGGAAAAAAAUCUGAACUUUUCAACUUUGUUAUAUCUACCACAACCAACAGCGGAAGGAGAGGCAGCUGUUGUCUUUGAGUAAAA
This is a messenger RNA of Scleropages formosus (Asian bonytongue), 5391 nucleotides long. RefSeq names its product mediator of RNA polymerase II transcription subunit 14-like. Lineage: Eukaryota; Metazoa; Chordata; Actinopteri; Osteoglossiformes; Osteoglossidae. The transcript is spliced from 30 exons. Gene Ontology annotation, molecular function: transcription coregulator activity. The coding region runs from base 178 to 4350 and encodes 1390 amino acids. The record is from RefSeq and is a predicted model, not a curated record. Gene Ontology annotation, cellular component: mediator complex; core mediator complex. Gene Ontology annotation, biological process: regulation of transcription by RNA polymerase II.